UCGAUUGCUCAAGAUGGAAUCCAAGGAAUCUCCUCUCCGACUGCACCAUCUCCCCUCUCUCAUUUGGCACUUUACGGAAAGCAACUUUCCAACCUUUGUGAUCCCCAACUCCCUAUUCGGCUUCCUUGGAGCCCUCUCUGGACCUGCUCUCACUACGGCUUCGUCUCCCCCCUCGCUAGACACCCUUUUUGCCCGCCUCCCUCUCAUCAUCCUCUUCAACUGGGCCACUGUGCUCAUCUUCGACCUCGCCAACCAGCGCCUCACCGAAUCCAUCCUCGAAGACCAACUCAACAAACCCUGGCGUCCCCUGCCCACCCGUCGCAUCAGCGCCACCCAAACCCGUCGCCUCCUACUGGGUGCCAUCCCCACCGUGCUAGCCCUGAACUACACCCUAGGUGUCUGGCACGAAACCACUCCCAUCCUUCUCCUCACCUGGCUCUACAACGACCUGAAAGGCGGCGAUGAAAUCAUCCGCGACGGAAUCAUCGCCAUCGCAUACGGGUUGUAUAAUACCGGAUCGCUCCGAAUCGCCUGCGGCAAAGAGAGCCAGCCCUCGGAGCAGGGAUAUGUGUGGAUUGGGAUGGUGAGUGGGGUGAUUUUGACGACGAUGCAGAUCCAGGACCUCAAGGAUCAGGCUGGGGAUCGGGCGCGGGGAAGACGGACAAUUCCGUUGGUGCUGGGGGAGCAGUGGUCGAGAUGGCUGAUAGGGUUGUUGGUGGUUGGAUGGAGUGGCGUGUGUGUGUGGUUCUGGGCGUUGCCGGGGUGGUGGUACGGGAUGGUUGGGGGGAUGGGAGGGAUGGUUGCGGUGCUGGUGCUGAGGAGGAGCUCCGUCGAGAGGGAUGCCUUGGCGUGGAGAGUGUGGUGUGCCUGGUUGGUUAGCUUGUAUCUCUUGCCGUGCUUGCGGGGAGUGGCUUGGUGAUUUGAUUGUAGGGAGUGUAUAGAAGGUGGUAGGCGGGUGUGGUUUCACUGAUUAAGGUUGGAUGGACAGGGUCGCAGGAUGUUGGGCAGGCACGCCGAUGCAGGCUUCGCGGUUGAUUGGUGAAUGCGCAAAUAUACCGAGGAUGUAGCUAUUUAGAGGGUUUGAUUAGCACAUCAUAGAAUUCCUGUGCGGGAUGAUCUGAGCAAAAGAGUAAAG
Messenger RNA from Aspergillus ibericus CBS 121593, 1135 nucleotides. RefSeq names its product UbiA family prenyltransferase. Gene Ontology annotation, cellular component: membrane. Bases 14 to 919 code for a protein of 301 amino acids. The record is from RefSeq and is a predicted model, not a curated record. Gene Ontology annotation, molecular function: transferase activity, transferring alkyl or aryl (other than methyl) groups. The transcript has a single exon. Lineage: Eukaryota; Fungi; Ascomycota; Eurotiomycetes; Eurotiales; Aspergillaceae.